AAGACCUUCUUGAAUGCAAGUUCGAACUGUAAUUAAUCAAGGCUCCAACCAGGACAAAACCUUUCGAAAGUGCACAACAUCGACUCGGAAUCUGAGAAAAACCCUUUCAUAAAUGAAACAAUUAAACUCAAAAUUAUCUCCAAUCAUAAAAACCGCGUCGCGAUGGACUUGAGUGCACCCCCUUCUUCUUCAAACAACUCUUUGGAAACUUUUCUCGAUCUCACGUCAGCUUUCGAGUCCGCCUACCAACCUCAUGAGCUCCACAAAAUAUUCGACGAUUUCAAAAAAAUGGAAGACGACGAAAAACUUCGCUACAUUUUCGAAAACUCCGUAUUUUCGGCAAUGAACAUCCAGCCCAUCACGCUUGAAAAGGACAAUGAAAGCAGUCAACGGAUGCGAAAAGAUGGCAACGCGGAAUUUGCUCAACGCAAGUUCGAGUCAGCCAUGUACUGCUUCACUAAAAGCAUUCUUUUGGCUGAGCAUUCCCAAGACAACAAAAACAACAACAACCCAGAAAAAACUUCAGACCUCGCAAACGCCUACUUCAAUCGCGCAAACAGUCUCUUCCAACUAAAACGCUUCUCAUGCGCCAUCAAAGACCUACGCAGAGCUCUCCAGUCCGGUUUCGCAAAAAACCAAUGCUACAAACUCCACGCUCUCGAGUCCAAGUGCUGGGAAAAGAUGGAACACUACGAAAAGGCGUUGAACACGUUCCGUUUGGCGUGCAAUUCUCAACCCGAGUCCGGACAAGGUGACAACAACGAGCCAGACAAGGCAGUGGUGAAGCGCAUCAAUGAACUCGCCAGCAAGGUCUUUGAGCAAAAGGGGAUUUUCAUUGACGACGAGGAGGAAACUGCUGCGAUUGCGGCUCCAUCUAGGGCAUUGUACAUUGAAAUUGGGAAAUAUCGUCCGAAACUUCCAGACACGAAAAAUACCAAGUUGAGGGCAGCCAGUAGUGCGGUAGAAAUGCGGUUUUCCAAAGAAUCCGGGCGACACCUGAUUUCGAAUCGUGACAUUCCUCCAGGGGAAGUCCUGAUUAUGGAGAAACCUUUCGCCCAGGUGCUGAUGCCCAAACACUGGCAAACCCACUGCUUCCACUGUCUCUACCAAACCGAUGUGCCUGUUCCUUGUUCAACCUGCGCCAUGGUGAUUUUCUGUUCAGAGUCUUGCAAAGAAGCAGCAACAUACCACUCGCACGAAUGCCCCAUCCUGGGAAAUUUGUCGGAAGAAAACAUGGCAACUCUUACAAUUCUCGCCACGAGAAUCGCUCUAGUGGCCGGUUUGGAAUCUAUGAGAACAGCAGAAAAGUAUUUACAAAACUUGGAUAAUCCGGAUUAUCCGGAAUCCAUCGCAGGCCAGGCGUGCGAAUCAAGCGAUUACCUCCAGAUUUGCGCGCAAGUUACACACAAAGAGAAAUGGAGCGGAAUGAUGACUUUUCAAGUGGGACUCAUUGCAGCAUAUGUAACGUUGCUGCUUGAAAAAACCGGUUAUUUCGGCUCUUUCGAAAACACCUCUCCCGCCAAAAAUACUAAAAAAGCAGAAGUUCUCGCCAAAAUGCUCAAGGAAACCAGUGGAAUGCAACCCCCAGAUCAAGCCGUGCUGAACAAGGGGUUCAACAGAAAAUCAAAAUACACGACAUACUACUCUACGAUCCCUUCAGAAAAGAAGGAAAACAUGCUGCUGGUCGGCAAGUUCCUCAUGCGACACCUAAUGACCCUCCGCAGCAACAGGUUCUCCAUAACGGAAACCCUAGUGGAGAGAGAAAAGCCCCAGGGUCAGAACGUGACUUACAAGAGCUUUGGAAGAGCAGUGUGCGCAACACUGAGUCUUUGCAACCACUCUUGUUGCUGCAACACUUGCUGGGAACUCAUCGGAGACCACAUCGUACUGCGGGCCAUCAAACCCAUCACGGCCGGAGACGAGAUAACCAUGACGUACGGCCACAAUUUCCACACAGACCCGUACGAACACAGACGACGGGUGCUACAAUCAGACUUCAUGUUCACCUGCACAUGUGAGGCUUGUUCAGAGCACUGGCCGACAGUCCGCGAGUCCAUGGAAAGACCACCCGCGUUCAGGUGUCCGUCUUGUCGCUCAGCCAUGCCGGAAACGUCCAGCUGUCCGGAAUGCGGAAGAGACUGCCAGCAAGAAUUCUUCCUCCUCGCAAAUAGUUGGGAACGGUUUCAAGUCGCCCGGGCGAAAAUCGACGCACUCGAAAUCACCGAGGCGGAAUCCCAAGUCCUUCGUCACGUCGCUGCCGUCGACGCCGUGGUUCACCCGAGCAACAUCGAACACGUCAUGGCACUCGACACUUUCAAGCAGAUCUGCAUCCUGUCCGGCCGCGUCACCACGAAGAACUUUUGAAUCGACUGUUUCGAAAAAAAAAAGGCAAAAAAGGGUUACAUUUGUAGGCAACGCAGUCGCUCUCUUCUUUGUCAAUUUUCUCUAUCGAAGUUCUUUCAAGCAAACAGUUUUUUUCCAUUCAUUGUGCUCGUUUUCCGAAGACCUGCUCAACAUUCUUUUUCGCCACACACGUUUCUAGCAAAAAUUACGACACAUAAAAUUGCGAGGAAAUCCAA
This is a messenger RNA of Notodromas monacha, 2579 nucleotides long. NCBI's taxonomy places the organism in Eukaryota, Metazoa, Arthropoda, Ostracoda, Podocopida, Cyprididae. The record is from the annotation of a GenBank genome assembly.